This is a messenger RNA of Linum trigynum, 1001 nucleotides long. The record is from the annotation of a GenBank genome assembly. NCBI's taxonomy places the organism in Eukaryota, Viridiplantae, Streptophyta, Magnoliopsida, Malpighiales, Linaceae.
CUCUAUCAACCCAGCGAAUACUCCUCAUUCCUCCUUCUCCAUCACUUUUGCCCAAUUUCUAGGGUUUUCUAAAACCCAAAUUCUGCUCAUCAAAUUGACAGAAAUCCUUCUCCAUCAACUCGAAAUGACUCUAGUGCUCAUGGGUUCGUCAAGAAUUGAUUAGAAUGGAGCAUGUUGCUCGUUGCAAGCUAUGGUGAAGUACGAAGUUUGAGCAAAGAAGAAGACAACUUGGUUCUGCUCUAUAUUUAGAGGAAAUAGCUUAGGGAAGCAGCCAUGGUGAGGAAGAAAAUUGCUGGAGUUGGCCACUUUCAAGUGGUUGACCGUAGCAUUGAUGGAGAGACAGAAUUCAGAAAGUGGGAUAUGACUUAUGAGCUAUGUCUUCUCUCUGAAACCGGUCCAGUUCCAGAGCCUAGACCAGAAGUUGCCGGAAUUGAAGUUCCCCCCACAUUUCAUAGGGUUGUCAGAGGCACCAUUGGGAAGAAGAGAGUGGAAAGAGUUAUUGACAUGCCUCUACCGGAAGGAUCAAAACUUCAGAUGAUGGGAGACUAUGUUCAAGCCACAAUGGACGCCUUUGAUGAUCCAAUGGAGCUGCCAUCUGAGCACCAAAGCUGCAGCAGUCAUGUACCUCCACCACAAGCCAAGGAAAGUGCCAAAACCAAGCCGGGAGAGCCACCAUUGAAGCAAACACGUUCCAGCAACAAUGCACCUCAACCGGAAAGAAAACAGAAGGCUAAAGACAACAACAAGAAGUCACCAUCAAAGAGGCAAGCUCCCUCACAACCUACAGCCCAACCGAGAAGCAAAAAGGUCAAAACUACUACAAAAUCAAAAUCGGCAGCAACAAAAAAGUGGAGUAGAUGUCUCAGCAACCUUCGGUAAACCUCUCAUUCCUCCUGAACAUAUGGAGAAAUACAAGAUUCUUCUUGCUCGGCCGGUAAUUCCCUCUCAAUUUAUGGAUAUGGAUGUGCUGAAAAUCACUAGAAUAGAGGAGAAUGUUCUGA